Microstroma glucosiphilum is the source of this 1063-nucleotide messenger RNA. RefSeq lists its product as hypothetical. The record is from RefSeq and is a predicted model, not a curated record. The transcript has 2 exons. Bases 125 to 820 code for a protein of 231 amino acids. Lineage: Eukaryota; Fungi; Basidiomycota; Exobasidiomycetes; Microstromatales; Microstromataceae.
GGUUCAGGAGGAGCGUGCCGGCUGCUGCUGCUGGAGCAGGGGGAGAGACGAUGCCUUUGGGUGUUGCUCCUGGUGGGGGAAGCUGGAGUGCUGCACCUCCUUCUGGCUCAUAGAGGGUCCGGUGAUGCACACAUGGAACCUUGGGCUAACCAUCCUGGUCGAUGGAGGAUCAGCUUCUCUGGACAAGUCCUCGCACCUCUACACCACAAGUAGGCCACACCCUCAAUCAGCGAAGCACGCUUCUCUCCCUUCUCUGGUCUCCUCCUCUCCGCUCGCCAAGACUGCGACUACGCCAAGCGCGUCUGUACCAAUAUCUAGUUACCCGGUCACCUGGACUUCUCCCUCUCCCUCCGCCCUCUGCCCUCUGGCCUCUUUACACCGCUCGCACCCUCCUUCUCUCUCAGGACGGGCGACCUUGUCGAUUGGAAAGGAAAGGAGAGGACAGAGGAAAUUGUAUCAUCAUUUACUAUCAAGCUCGACAAGUGCACUACUGAGGAAUGAGGAAUUAGAAACGUGGAACGACGUUUGCAGACGGGGGACGCAGGGCGCAAGGCGCGAGGAGACACUGAUCUUUCUCCCUUUGCAGACGCGACAAGGACUUUUCCUUACGGCGGGGCUCGAUUUCUCUACAUUUGACCGGACAGAGCAAGGGGCGAAAAGAUUGGUGGCAGUACAUUCGGCGUCGGCACCAACACUUUCAACCUUUGGCUGUACAGUGUGCUCUACUACCAUAGGUCAGCUGCAUCUUUCGCCAAGAUCUCACUCUCACACUCAAACUAGACAGACGAAGAGUAAAAGAGAACCACGAAUCAUUACGUAACCACUGGAACAGAGAACUAGAUAGGACCUAGAUAAAAGGAGUACAUAGUACCUGGAUAAAGGGAUUACAUAUAGAUAGAUGAUAGAUGACCACGACUACGAAACCAAAGGGAGACGGCAACAGAGCUCGACUGUAUCACCGACUCCCUUCUUCCAAUCUUCCCACUGACUAGGGGAGAGGAUUGGGAACUCGCCUGCGAUAAAAACCUCUUCGAAACUUGAAGAGGAAAAGCAAGCGAGCUCU